Messenger RNA from Aspergillus heteromorphus CBS 117.55, 661 nucleotides. Its product is annotated as EF-hand domain-containing protein. The transcript is spliced from 5 exons. Lineage: Eukaryota; Fungi; Ascomycota; Eurotiomycetes; Eurotiales; Aspergillaceae. Gene Ontology annotation, molecular function: calcium ion binding. The record is from RefSeq and is a predicted model, not a curated record. Bases 164 to 565 code for a protein of 133 amino acids.
AAGCCAUGACAUCGACGACAAUUCAACAUAAAAAACCCCCAUCCAUCCAGCAUGGGCUUUCUCUUGAUUCUGUCCUUAGGAAAGUAUCUCACCCACUCUUCUCCAUUUGGUUAUCCCUUUACCGCCAGAAACCCCCCCCAGCCCACAAAGCACAAGAACCAAAAUGGCCGUGUCUAUCAAAGACUACAACAACGCGCUGGCGGAGAUCAAAGAGCUAGAGCUGGAGCGCUCGACCUCCGAAAAGGAGAAGCUGGCCGAGAAGAAACUGCGACCGGUGUUUGAAGAAGUCCUGAAGAAGAAAAACCCAGAUAAUGCUGUAUACUCCUUGGGCGAAAUCCAGGAAUGGAUUCUCUACUUUUACGGUGCUGAUAAAGACUCGAACGGGUAUGUUUCUGCAAAGGAACUCGCCGACAUCUGCCAGGACGAGAACCAGAAGCAAGUGGCGGAGUUUUUCAAGUUCUCGGACAUCAAUUCGGACGCCAAGAUCUCUUUCUCGGAGUGGGUGAUCAUGGGCUUCAUUUGCGCUGAACAGGAGAGUGAGUAUGGGCGGGCAAAGAAAGCCUGAGUUGAUUGUCAGAAUCGGUUCAUGUGGUCUGGAUCUGAUUGAUGAUGGGUCCAGCCAGAUUGUGGUUCUGUAGGACGGAUUGAAUUCAAAUGAACU